AUAUAUAUAUAGACACACACAUACAAUUUGCUUGUUGCUCGCAGUAGGCGUGGCACACAUUCCUCCUCCCUCCCACCGCAUGUGUGUGUGUGUGCGAAAUUUUGUUGUGCGGAAAUUAUUGAAAUUUUACUUUUGAUUUUGUUGGCCAAGCGCGCGCUCUGCCCUAGAAAGUGUCCUUACGGCUAUGUUUAAGGGACGCGUUGCGACGGUCACCGACGGCGUUUCGUCCCUUUCGCACUGACAAAUUUCCGUGCAUAUCCGCUACAACAACAGCGAAAGUGAACAAUAGCAACAACAACUGCAACAAACUAAACAAACAAUUUGCGUAGUCCCUAUUUUUAGUGUUCCCCACCUUUGGCUCCUUCUACAGCCCCUGCUCCUGCUCCUGCUCCUGCUCCUUCUUUUCCCACUCCUGCUCCUGCUGCGCCUUCAUCAGUCCGCAACUCGUUCGCUUGCCGCACAUCCGUCGCCAUUUUGGACAAUAAUUUCGUUUCCGCUUUGCCAAAUGUAACGGUAAACGGCAAUAAAAACACACACACAUACACACAAAACAAAACAAAAUGCCGCCAACGGACGUGAAGUGAACCGAAGUGAAGUGACGUCUUGAGUCCAUUAAAAGCAAAGCCAUUGAAACAGAAAGUGAAUUAAUUGCAAUCGAAUGAAAUUACAAAUCGACUUCAGGUCUUUUGAUUAAAAAGCAAAUACAAUCUAUUUAAAAUUAGACAAUUUUUGGAUAAACUUUAACUAAGAAACCAGCAUAAUCCUGAGAGUCAAGUGGAAUCCAUUGGUUCACCAACAAGUAGCCGUUGACGCUUCGGAAGGUCGCGCCAUGUACGAGAAUUCGUGUUCGUAUCAAACGGCGCUGGACUUGAAGCGCGUCUCACCGCCGACGCUCGCCCAGGUGAAGACGGAGGAUUGCCUGACCCUGGGCCAGUGCUCGCCGGACUGGACCUCAUAUCGCUUCCAUCAGUCGACGUUCGAGCAGCUGAAGCAGAGCGUGGAGAAGGCCAAGGCGGCGCUGCAGGAUCGCAGCAGUUUCUUCGGUGCCAGCAGCGCCUUCAGCGACAUCUACUCCAGCCAGCGGCUGAGCGAUACGCUGGACACGCUGCCCGCCAUGCAGAAUGGCAGUGGAGCUGGCAAUUGUUUGGGCCUCUCGCACAAUGCGGGCGCUGGCGUGGGCGUUGGCGUGGGUGUGGGCGUGGGCGUGCUCAAUUAUAACACUGUAAGCAGCAGCAGCAGCGUCGGCGUCGGCGUCGGCGUACUUGGCAGCAGCGUGCAGCGACAUCGCCUCGACACACUGCAGCCCCCCUCGGGCUGCUCGCCAGCGGGCACCCAGCACGGAGUCAUCACGUCCAGCGCGGGCCAGCUGUCCGCCUCAACCUUGGAUGUGGUGGCCAGCUCGCCCUCGCUGCCACCGGCGCUGUCAGCGUCAACCACCUCGCAUGUGGAGCACAAAGUGCGAACAGAGAAAUCGUCGCUGGAUUGCGCUACAUCGUCCUCGCAUGCUGUCGUCGCCUCGUCCUCCAGCGCAGCAGCCUCUGCGUCCAGCCAUGGCAAAAGCAGCAGCAGCAGCGGCAGCAACGCCGCCAACAAUAACAAUGCCAGCAAUUCACUCUAUUCCUCGUACAAAUCGUCGUGGGGCUCCCACAGCUCCACACAAUCACAAGGCUACAGCUCGAAUGCCUUGAGCAUUAAACAUGAUCCGCACUCACAACUACGGCAACCUGAUCCAUAUCAAAUGUUCGGACCCACCAGCAGCCGACUCGCCAGCUCAGGCUCGGGUCAGAUACAAUUAUGGCAGUUCCUGCUCGAGCUGCUGUCGGACAGCAACAAUGCCAGCUGCAUCACCUGGGAGGGCACCAACGGCGAGUUCAAGCUGACCGAUCCCGACGAAGUGGCCCGCCGCUGGGGCGAACGCAAAUCGAAGCCCAACAUGAACUACGACAAGCUGAGUCGCGCCUUGAGAUACUACUACGACAAGAAUAUAAUGACCAAGGUGCACGGCAAGCGCUACGCGUACAAGUUUGACUUCCAGGGCCUGGCGGCUGCCACACAGCCGGCGGCCAGCGAUCCCACCUACAAGUAUCAGAGCGAUCUGUUCAUGACGCCAUAUCAUCACAGCGCCAAGCUGAGCUCGUUUAUGAGUCCGCAUCACGGCAUGACCUCGUCCUCAGCUUCCAUCUUUCCCACGGCCGCCUCGUGGGGCAAUUGGGGCAGUCCGGCCACCAAUUUGUAUCAGCCGCACUCGAUGGGCCAUGUGACCCCGUCGCAUGUGGCGCCGCACCUGAGCUCCUAUCCGCACUAUGCAUGACCAUCAUAAUAUGAGA
Messenger RNA from Drosophila navojoa, 2327 nucleotides. It is a transcript of the gene Ets65A, whose product is annotated as DNA-binding protein D-ETS-3. Lineage: Eukaryota; Metazoa; Arthropoda; Insecta; Diptera; Drosophilidae. Gene Ontology annotation, cellular component: nucleus. Gene Ontology annotation, biological process: cell differentiation; regulation of transcription by RNA polymerase II. The record is from RefSeq and is a predicted model, not a curated record. Gene Ontology annotation, molecular function: sequence-specific DNA binding; DNA-binding transcription factor activity, RNA polymerase II-specific.